UAGGGUUUAGUGUUAUGUGUUCACACUGUCGUCGUCCAUUUUCAUCGUCUCUCCUUGAGAUUCUUUCGUCCCAGAGAUGGCAUCGCUUUGCAGGUCAGCGCUGAUGAGUGGUUCUAGAAAUUUAGUAUCUAGAUCCAGGAUCGUAACUCAAAAGUAUCUCAAUCUUAAACCGACAACGACGACUUCAGCUCCUUUUGGUUCAGUCUCCCAAUCCAUCCCUCGCGCUUCAAGGGUUCUGUCGGCUUUGGGAAGUGUUGAGACGAUGAUUCCGCUUCACAGUGCGGUUGCUUCAGCUCGGCUCCGGUCAAGCAUCGCUGCUGAUUCCUCUUGUUGGAGCAUGCUUUCAGAGGGAUUUGCCACGCCUUUGUGACCCCGGUCUGCUGGAUCUAUAUCAGGCCAAAAUUAUUAGGACUUGCUUUCAGACAAUGAGUGGGAACAAGGAUAGUACUUUUUUCUAGUUUCAACUCUUUCGUCCAUGUAUUGUUAUACUUCAGAAGAAAUGUUGCUUCAAAGUUCUUGUUAUCGUUCUUUGUUAUUUGUAUCCCACACAUUUUGGGUUUUUUCUGCGUUGAAACUCAGUUUUUCCUCUCUUCUCUUCGUGUGUCAACUUCAGUGUUCAUCUUGAUUGUUUGUGCAAAUAACAAUGCAUAAGCUCCUUUUUUUUUCUGA
Brassica rapa (field mustard) is the source of this 669-nucleotide messenger RNA. RefSeq lists its product as uncharacterized. NCBI's taxonomy places the organism in Eukaryota, Viridiplantae, Streptophyta, Magnoliopsida, Brassicales, Brassicaceae. The record is from RefSeq and is a predicted model, not a curated record.